Molecule: messenger RNA, 1632 nt
Organism: Somion occarium
Lineage: Eukaryota; Fungi; Basidiomycota; Agaricomycetes; Polyporales; Cerrenaceae
Source: the annotation of a GenBank genome assembly
AAGUGAGCACAACUUGGAGACUUUCCUAAUUUGGAACAAGCGCUUUACUAAUGUAAACAUACCCAAAUAAGUACACUGGUAAGACUCUCAAGUGCACUUCCGUCUGCUGGAACCACCAUCGUCUUCCUUUCUUCACUUCUUCGUCCUCUAAACAAAACAGGUCAAUUCUCAUAACAUAAGAAAGACUUAUCAACAUGGGUGGCGGAGACUUGAACAUGAAGAAGUCCUGGCACCCGCUCCUGUUAAAGAAUCAGGAGCGGGUCUGGCUCGAAGAGAAGAAAGCUCUUGAGGAAAAGAAGAAGCUAGACCAGCUGCGUAAAGAGAAGGAAGAGGAGAGGCAGCUACAAGAGCUUCAGCGACUGCAAGAAGAGCAGACGGGCAAGAAGCGACAAGAGAAGCUGGAUUGGAUGUAUGCUACACCCGCAACGGGUAGCAGUCAGAACCAGAAUGAUCUUGAGGACUACCUGUUGGGAAAGAAGAGAGUGGAUAAGAUUCUAGUUGGAGACGAGCACGAAAAGAUUGGUGCUGCACACAAGAACUUCAUCGCAACUCAGUAUGCCAACACAGUCCGUGAUACAGCCGCUAAAAUACGCGAAGAUCCUCUACUUGCGAUCAAGCAACAGGAACAGGCUGCGUAUGAGGCGCUCAUGUCCAAUCCUCUUCGACUUCGUGAGCUUCAGCAGAAGAAUGGGAUCAAACCCAAGAAAGAUAAAAAGGACAAAAGAGAGAAGAAAGAGAAGAAGCACAGAAAGGACAGACAUCACGAUCGCUCUGCUUCACCUCACCACUACGAUAGUUACCGUACAGAAUCCCACGACAGGAAAUCACACAGACGAAGGUCCCCAAGCCCAUAUAGUCGACGUUCGCCCUCUCCCCCGACUCGCUCCCUCACAGAUUCACGCAGGCGUGAUGAAGACUUCGACUAUCAUUCGAGCAGGAGAGGACGUAGCCGUAGCAGGUCCCCUUAUCAUCCUCGGCGUGACGAGCCACGACGGAGCAGCAGAGUUGAUGACCGUGUACGCACAUGGCCGAGGUCGGACGAAUCAGAUGAUGCUGGACGCAACCACAAAUACCCAUUUGAGACUCGUGAGGACGAACGACGUACUCGAUACCCGUCUCCUGAUAGGAAAAGGAGACACAAUAGUCCAAGUCCAGACCACUAUAAUUCGCAUCAAACGAAACGUUCGCGAGCUAGCCCACCUCCCCCUCGACAUGACUCAAGUAAUGGCACUUCUUCAGGGCCAAGCGCUGAGGAAAGGGCGGCUCGACUGGCUGCCAUGACCUCUGAUGCCACCUUUGUUACGGUGGAACGGCGUGAGCGUCUCACAACCUUGUUAGCGCAGGAGAAGGCAGAGAUGGAAGCGGAGGAACGUGCUAGGGCAAGGUCGAAGGGCAUGGGUGGCUUCUUGAGUCACGAACAGAAGAAAGUCUUCGGUGGCGGUGGUGGGCUGGAGGAGAGGAUUAGACGAGGGCGAGGUCAGAUGCGUGUUGAUGCUGAUUAGGUCUCUUUCACUGUUGUAUCACUAUCUCUUUCAUCCUUUGUGUAAUAUUAAGGACCAUUAUGGAUCAUUGCGCAUUAGAAAACGAAGAGAGCAAAUGAGAACAAGAUUAAGCAAGAAGAUUAUAGCGUGA